This is a messenger RNA of Gryllus bimaculatus (two-spotted cricket), 4307 nucleotides long. The record is from the annotation of a GenBank genome assembly. NCBI's taxonomy places the organism in Eukaryota, Metazoa, Arthropoda, Insecta, Orthoptera, Gryllidae.
AUUCAUUGCUGUUCUAUACUGAAUUUAAUACUUCUCAGUGGUGAUAUAUCUAGAAAGUUGGUACUUGCUUUGUGCGAUGUUGUGAUCAGUUGUGUUAAAGUUUUUGAGUUUGUGACCAAUUUAGUUUCUGCUGUUGUCUCUGCUAUAGAAUUUUACAACAUUAAAAUGUAUUACAUUUAAUUCUCAGUAGAAAUUCAAUGAUAAAGGCUGUGUAAUGGAAGAAUCACUUAUUUUAUUGUGGAACUGUCGAAGAAAGGACAUAAUUCUGUUUAAUUAUACAAAUUCCUGGCAUACCAAGGUUUUCGACAUGCUUUGGAUGUAAAAUAUGUGCUGCAAUUCAGUUCCAAACCAAGAGGCAAUGUUGUUCUGUCGAUUUCACACCCAAUGCAGCGUUUCUCCGUACUUCACAUGUCAUCUACAACUUUUAUAACCUGCUCAAGACAGCGCCGUAUUUAUUUACGAGAAUUGAUUGUGAAAGAUGCCGAGAGAAUGACACAUAUUAACGAAGUACAUCAGCCACGAACAAUAUGGCCAAUCACGAAUUUUUACCUCUCUGUGAUGUUUUAUUUAAUAUAAUAUCAUUAGCUUCUUAUUUUUGUGAUGUUGUUUUUGAUGUUGUGAUGGGGUAUGCACUAUUUGAACGUGGGAGACACGUUUGGUUUGCUGUCUCCUUGACAUUUGUUGCUACAUCUUUGGUCAUCAGUCAAUUUAUAUCAUUAAAAUGGUAUAUACGAUCACGAGAAACCCAGAAACAGUUGCGAGAGAAAUCAAAAAAUGAAAACGAAGGAUCCCCUCAGUGCAAGAAAAAUAGUGGAAAAUGUGUGCAGUGGCUAAUAGUUCUAUUGCAUAUUUCCCAGUGUGGAGUGCUAUGGAGGUACUUCAAACUUUUUAUUCCAGUUGAUUUAAGGUAUGUCAAACAUGAAGUGAGAGACUUAUGUAUGCUUCGAUUGUUCCACGCUUUCUGUGAAGCAGCUCCAAUGCUUCUAGUCCAGUUGUAUCUAUUGUGGCAAGAGACUUCACCAAAGGAAUUUAGUGAUUUAAAUAUUGUUUCCACAGUUUUGUCGUUGUUUAGUGUAUGUUGGGCCCUUGCUUCUUUUAGCAAAAAUGUGAGACUUCAGAAUGUACAUAGACUUGUCCUUACAUGGUUAGGUGUAAUAUUUCAAUUUCUGUGGAGGUUAGGCACAGUGUCAUCUCGAGUCACAGCUUUAACAGUAUAUGCUACAUUAUAUGGACAUUGGGUCUUUCUGGUCAUUGGAUUACAUUGGAUAUCAAUGUUUCUGUGGCUUAUAUCACCCAAAAAUGUUUUUCAUGGUGAAAGAAUAUCAAGACAGAGAAAAGCAGCAUUUUCAGCUCUUAUUGCCAUAAUUUAUGUAUUUUCUUACAUCAAUCUUCAAGAAGUGAACCCUCGCCAAAAAAUGGUGACAUUUUAUGUAGUUAUGUUCUUGGAAAAUGCUCUUCUAGUGUCAGCCUGGCUUGUGGGUAUUUGGGAUGAUGCACCAUGGUAUCGAAAUGCAGUACCUGUUGUUGUAUUUGUUUCAUUUGCAAUUGGUAUAAGUUUCAUGAUACUAUAUUAUCGAUAUUUUCAUGUUCGAAGAUUACGGUAUGAAACUGGUGGUAGGCCAAACACCUAUAAUAAUAAUUGUGAUUCUACUCAACGAUUGUCAGUAGAAUCAGGAAAUCCUAGUACAAAGGAGGAUCAAAAUAACUUGCACAAAACUCAGAUUCAGUGUAAUGGCAAGCAAACGCCAAAUCCGGCUUGCUAUCAACGAUACAACAACGGGUAUCUCCCCUAUCAUCAUGGAGGUAUUCCAGGAGUGUUUAACUGCCGGUUUAGUAAUCCUGUUGCAUCAGCUGCAGCUACAAAAAGGAAGAAAAAGAAACCAUCAAGCUUUGUUCCUCCUCCUGUUGUUUCUGGACUAACUGCAGUAGUUACAACAACUAGUACAUCUUUGCAAAAUACAAAUAAUAUUCCAGAAUCGUCGUGUAACAAUUCAGUGCCAAGUCAAAAUGCUGUACCAUUUUGGAGAAGACCUCUCCCAAAUCAACACAAUCAUCAGGGUGGUUCGAGUGAAAAUGAAGCUAGUAGUGUUGGCUCUCGGGUUAAUAUUCAACAAAAAUUGCAAGAAAAGAAACAGAAGCAGUUAGCUGAACUACGUGUUAUUGAAGAAGAAAUAAAACAGGGCAAAAUUCAACGGCCUGGAGGAUCGGGCAUGCCUUCUGGGGUUGGAGAAGAUUUUGGAUCAUUGCCACGCCAACCCAUACCACGCACAAAGAGGCACAAUCCAGGUGGAUGGCCGCCACCAUCUCCGCCAAGUUCAAGAACUAUUUUACCUCCUUAUACUUACCAUUUGAUGCCACCCCCUCGCUCAAAGCAUCGCUCUAAAACUCCAGAAAUUUUAUUAGCCCCGCACUAUCUAGAAAAUAGUAAUUUAUAUUACGGUUGGGACCAUGACCGUACUCCUGUGUAUAGAUUGUCUGAUGAUGAUCACAUUGAUAGAGAUUGCAGUAGUGAUAGAGGAUCUAAUUUCUCUGAGUCAGCACAUGUUGUGAAAGAUGAUUUGCUUGCAACAGACUCCCAAGGAGUUUCCCAUCAACAGGCAAUGUUAAUGUACAAAUCAUAUCGUAUUCCAUCAGAUAUGGAUUCACAGAUCUCUCUCCCACGUUCGUACACUUUGCCUCGAGAAUUCAAAUAUUACAGGAGACCAAAAUCUCGGAAAGCCAUUCGCUCUGAACAUUUUGUUGCUUCAACAAAUUCUAGUGAUGGUGAUGUUGAUUCUGGAGAUGAAACGCCCCAUCAUAAUCAUCAUGAACCAUCACAGCAACAUGUGAGACCAUUAAGACUGCGGGGUUACCGAGGUUACAUCCGAAGAGAUCUACAUGAAACUAAACUAUAGGGUAGUUGAUGGAAAACAUCAGAACGUAAAAACUGAUAUUUUUGACAAUUCAGGUGCUUCUUUUGGAGUUUGUGGAAAUAACCAGAUGCUAGGUUAUGGCAGUGGUGAUGCGAUGAUAACAUCAUGAACCCAUGACCUAGCAUUACAUUGCUAACACAAGAUUAUGGGUUCAUUUCUGAUUCUAAGAAAUGUACAGAUUUUUCAACAUUGCAUACCUGUUGCUUUUCAUCAUUUGGAGGGCCAAAAAGCUGUAUCCACAUUGUUUGAAGCAGUUCUGUAAGCAAGUCUGUUUUCAAAUCUGCAUCUAAGAAAUACUGUAAGGAUAAAGGAAACUAAUUUUUACUUUUUCAGAGUUGUAUUUUACACCUUCAUAAAUUUUCACUGACAUAUUGGGAGAGUACAGCUGGCAUCCUUAAAUAAAGAUGUAAUAAUGAGGGUAAAAUAUGUCUAAAUUCACUGAUCAGUCUUAAAGGAGAACAAAAUUUUAAAGCUAAAGUGAAUCACCUACUCCUGAGAGGUAGUCUAAAUUGUGACAGUUCAAGAUCACCUCAUUGAUUGAAUGUAGGAUGAGUUGUUCAUAUUUCUACAAACUCAUGGGAAAUUCAUUGUGCCAAUACAAUGUACACACAUUUGAUUUGAGACUUGUGAUUAUUCAUACUCAGAUGUGUGCCAUAUUUUUAAAUGUACUGUAUUUAAUUUCUAGAAAAAAUAUUGAAAGGAAAAUACAAGUUUCUGUGAUUGUGUAAAAAACAAAUUUGCAAUGCAGUUUGUGAAUAAUAAAGCAUAUUUUUUGUGUAUUACUAAUGAAUUUUAUAUUUCAAUGUAUAUAAUUAUACAAAAAUGAAGACUGAAGUUAUAAAAACAUGGCAGCUUUUAUGUACAAGUAUUUAAUAUUUCCAACAAGUUAUAAUACAAAAACAUCCAUUCCAUGAAACUGCUAUGUAAAUCAUUUUGUACAUAUAUAAAUAUAAAAUUGUACACUUUUUUUACAGAGGAGAUUGAACAUUUGGUAUUUGUAAUUAUGUACAAAUAUAUUGGAGCAUUUUAUAAAUCAUUUUAUCCUAAUAAAUUACCUUUAAUAUAUUACAUUGUUUAUCUUUAUCAUAUCUGGAAACAAUCCCUGUUAGGCUAAAGACCCUGUCUACCAUCUGUUUUGCGAGUACACAAAAUCCUCUUUCAAAUUUGAAAAACUGAAAUUAACUUGUCCUCCUUUGUAUUGCAAUAUUGUAAAGAUCAGAUUACCAAAACUUAAAUGACAAAUGUUUCCACUGCAUAAUUUUCAUGAUACCUCAACAAUCUCUUGAAGCAGAUGCGUUCUGUAGUAUUGAAAACACAAAGAGGAUUUAAAUUAGAAGAAAAUGGUACACAAAUCAUGUUUUGGUAUUAAGAACACUUGCACACAACUUAAACUCA